GGGAGGGGCUGCGCCUUCCUGUUGUGUGUCAGGUGUCGGUUGCCUGCUGUGUCGUCGCUGUUUGUUGUCUCCGUCCGAAUGGCGUUUGUGAAGAAGCAGCAGCGCCGUAAGGAGAGGUUUACUCUGCUGCUGCUUGACCUUGAAGAGUAUUACUUUGAUCAUCACAUAUUUUAUCAUGUAUUUACCAACAACAAGGGAGAAAAAAGAACAAUUAAAGGCUCCCUGAAGAUUUGUUCCAAAUCAUUGAUCUUUGAACCAGAUCAAAUAUCAGAACCCAUCUUAAAGUUCCCUUUCAGAGACUGCAGCAGAAUUGAAGAGAUUGAAGAUAAGAACUCUGAUAAUCCUUUGGAACUAAAUCGAAUUUGUGGAUUCAGCAUUACAUGCCAUCAGAUCUGUUUAAUCAAAGAACAAAGUGUGGUGGCUCCAUAUAAAAUUGAAAGAGGCCCAAAGGAUUACUUUUUCAGAAUAGAAGAUGUUUCAAAAGCAGAAGAUGUGGUACAAAGUUUACUUCAGCUUCACAGAGCUUCUCAAUUGGACAAACUAGCAGAUCAGAUUGCAAUGGUCACAGCCAUUUUGCAGUCACGAUUGGCUCGGACUUCAUUUGAUAAAAACAGGUUCCAGAGUGUUACAGAAAAGCCCCACAUGGAGUGCGAGGCUGAAAUGGUCACCCCUUUGGUAUCUAAUCCAGGGCAUGUCUGCAUCACAGAUCAAAAUUUGUAUUUCCAGCCUUUGAAUAGUUAUCCAGAGACAGUGGUACAGAUAAUGUUACAUGAUGUGAGACGCAUUUACAAAAGGCGACAUGGGUUAAAACCUUUGGGUCUUGAGAUAUUUUGCACAGAAAAUGAUCUUUGUUCUGAUAUCUACUUGAAAUUUUACAACUCCAAAGAUCGUGAUGAACUUUAUUACUAUAUUGCAACAUUUUUAGAAAAUCACAUUACUGAACAAACAGCUGAAAGCUACAUGCUACAGUGGCAAAGAGGACAUCUCUCAAAUUACCAGUAUCUCUUGCACCUCAAUAAUCUGGCUGACCGCAGCUGUAAUGAUUUAUCUCAAUAUCCUGUUUUCCCUUGGAUCAUAGCUGAUUAUACUUCUUCAGAAUUAGAUCUUUCAAAUCCUACAACUUUUCGUGACCUUGGAAAACCAGUGGGUGCCUUAAAUAAGGAACGACUUGAUCGAUUGUUGAGUCGCUAUCGAGAAAUGCCCGAACCAAAGUUCAUGUAUGGAAGUCACUAUUCUUCCCCAGGUUAUGUCCUCUUCUACCUUGUGAGAGUUGCCCCUGAGUACAUGUUGUGUUUACAAAAUGGAAAGUUUGACAAUGCUGAUAGAAUGUUCAACAGUUUUGCAGAGACAUGGAAAAAUUGUUUAGAAGGAGCCACGGACUUCAAAGAGUUGAUACCAGAGUUUUAUGGCACGAAUUCCAGCUUCAUUGUGAACAGUUUGAAGUUAGAUCUCGGAAAGAGGCAAGGAGGGAAGACAGUAGACUCUGUGGAACUUCCACCAUGGGCAUCAGGUCCUGAUGAUUUUCUGCAGAAGAACAGGGAAGCAUUAGAGAGCCAAUAUGUUUCUGAACAUCUACACGAGUGGAUCGAUCUAAUAUUUGGCUACAAGCAAAGGGGAAGUGAAGCCAUUGCGGCCUACAAUGUGUUUCAUCCUUUGACUUACGAAGGAGGAGUUGAUUGGGACAGCAUUGAGGACCCAAAUCAGAAGAUAGGAAUGCUAACCCAGAUCCUAGAGUUUGGGCAGACUCCAAAACAGUUAUUCAUCAGUCCACAUCCUCAAAGAAUAAUGCCAAAGUUUCAGAAUCUUUCCAGGGGAUUCAGCCGUGGUACUUCCAUGACAGAGUUCUCUCCAGUUUCUCCCUGUGAAGAUUCAUUUGAAGAUCUAACAGAGGAAAGUCAAAAACUAGCAUGGAGUAACAUCAGUAAAUUGUGUAUAGUGUACCAGCAAAAGAUUCACAAAGAAGCAGUAACUGGAAUCACUGUUGCUGGCAAUGGAACUUCAGUCUUCACAACUUCACAAGAUUCAACACUAAAGAUGUUUUCCAAGGAAACCAAAUUGUUACAGCGGAGUAUGUCCUUCUCAAAUAUGGCUCUGUCAAGUUGUUUAUUACUGGGAGAUACAACUGUUGUGUGUUCGUCUUGGGAUAACAAUGUAUAUUUUUACUCAGUAGCUUAUGGACGACGACAAGAUACUCUGAUGGGUCACGAUGAUGCUGUUAGCAAAGUCUGCUGGUUCAAUGAUAAUUUAUACACUUCUUCUUGGGAUUCUACAGUCAAGGUCUGGAGGUGUGCCUCUGCAGAUCUCUCCACCUCUCGGAAGAAUAGCUGUGAGCUGAUGGCUGAGUUGGAACAUGAGGCAGGUGUAAAUACAAUCAGCCUGAAUCCUAUAGGCACAAUGCUUGUUUCGGGCAACAAGGAAGGGACCAUUAGUAUUUGGGAUCUCACCAACUUGACUACUUUACAUCAAAUUCAUUGCCACUUAGGCACUGUCAAUGAUGUAGCAUUCAGUCCAGAUAGUCGACACGUUCUGAGUGCAGGAGAAGAUUGUUGUCUUAAAGUAAUUGACGUACAGACAGGGAUGCUGAUCUCCUCCUUGUCUACAAAUCAGCAACAAAGGUGUUUUUGCUGGGAUGGGAACACUGUUCUUUCGGGCAGUCAGUCUGGUGAACUUUUAGUGUGGGAUCUGAUGGCAGCAAAAAUUACCACAAAGAUUCCUGCACAUUCGGGUGCUGUCACAUGUAUGUGGAUGAAUGAGCAAUGCAGCAGUAUCAUAACAGGAGGAGAAGAUAAACAAAUUAUUUUCUGGAAGCUGCAAUACUAAGUGCCUUUCUCUAUUAAAAAAAAUUUUCGAGACUUUAGUUUCUACCACUUUUUUUCUAACAUGAUGCAAACUGACUGACUGAAGCUGUAUCCACAAAUUUAUGAGUAGUCAUUUUAAGGUAAAUCUACUCCUUGUGGAAAUGCUAAUAUCCACUCAGAUAACCUACCAAAGCAAAGAAUUCAGGAGCAUGGAAGCAUUAGACCUGUGGCUUGAUAGCUUGCAAGAUCUUCCAUUGAUUUUUUUCCAAAUGCUGUAGCAGAUUGCAGCACAGAAACUAUAUUUUUGAAUGUUUCCAAUUAUGGAAAGAAUGGUUGUGGGAGUAAUUUUACUUGGAUUUGACCACAAUGUGUACAUUUUAAAGCUAUUUAUUGAAUUUUAGUUGCUGUUUAGUCAAGUGUUUGGCAUUGAGAUGUAGUAAUAUGCAUUUAUCAUAAGUUUGUGAACUUGAUAUAAUGUUAAUAAUGUGUGUGAAUCUAGUCAAUUAUAUUGGGUUACGACUAGUCUUGAGUUGGUAGAAUCAUCUGUCAUAGGAUUCUGAUCAUGAACCAAGGUUUGUUUCAUUCAUAGCUCAUUUUCAUUUCUGUACCUGGAAUCCAUUCACGUCGGUGCAGGUUGUCUGUGAAAGCAAAUACACCUUCAGAAUCCAUAGUUGUUUUUACAGUCGGACUAAUUCUUAAAUUUAAAUGAUGCUGUUAAUAUGAAUAUGGUCAGGUGCUCACAAUCAAGAUUGUGCCAUGAUGCCUUUGGAGGUUAAAAAUAAAUUCUUGAAGACGUAAACAUCUGACAAAAAUCAAAUGCAUUGAAAAGUAAUUUUCAGGUAGUGUGGAAGAAACAGACUUUGCCAGCAAGUCUUCUCGGUAGUUGUUGUGGAGGGAUGCUGUCGCAGAUGUGCCAUUCCAAGGAGUAUUUACUUAAUUGCAACAAAAUUUAUUACAAAUGGUGUUAAAAAUAUUUUUUGUCAACUGACAGUUAUAUUGACAUUAUUGGAAUUUUGUAAAUUUUGAAAUGUGUAAGUACAUGUAAAUAUACUGAUUUAUCUCCUGAUAGAUUAUGCAUUCAAAAUGACUGCACAUUUACUUUGCUUUAGAUUUGCUUUUAGAUUGUUUUGCACAAGGUACAAAUUCAUUAAAAUUGGCUAUCUAAUUGCAAGUAUCAAAAUAUGUUCCUCAUCCCUUCUGAACUAUUACUUUUGCACCAUGUUGAGAAGCCCUGGCUUACUGUUAGAUUCGUAUCUGUAGUAGGAAUCUUGAUACUGGUAGCUUAUUUCUACUCACCCUCCCACCAGUUUUGAUAGUCCCUGAUUCCCUAAUUAAGUUUCUGUAUCACUUAAUGCAAGGUGUCACAAAAAAUAUUUUUCAUAUUCUUGGGUUGGGGGGGGCACAUUUGUUUAUUGCAAUAAUUUAUUUAUGGUAAAUAUUAGGUGCUAUUAAUCUGUGGAACCAUAUCAGCUGCAUUUUCCACAUCAAUUCUGUAUUUCUUAAACAAGUUGGUGCAUUAAAAUUGAUUUUUAUUUUACCAGUGCACAUGACUUAUUAGCACCAAAAUUAUUUCUGUAUAGUCUUCCAAGUUUAAUUUAGAAAGAUAAUCUCAGGAGGUGGUGUGUGUGUAUGUAUAUACACACACAACUAGGAAAAUUUUAAUGUAUUUGUCAACUGAAAAUGUAGUAUUUCUGCUGAUUUACUUCAACUGGGGGCUGGUUUUUUUUUGAAGAUCCAUAAUUUAGAACAAUUGUUUAUUCUGUUUAAGGUUGUUGUGGACAUGCUUAAGUAUUUGUUAUAUUGCAUUGGAAAUGGUAAAGAAAGUAUAAUGUAACAGUAUAUAGAGAAUAUGUUUGAUUAAAUUUCAACAUUGCUGUAUUUUGCACAUAUAGCACCA
Messenger RNA from Pristis pectinata (smalltooth sawfish), 4695 nucleotides. RefSeq names its product neutral sphingomyelinase (N-SMase) activation associated factor (gene nsmaf). NCBI's taxonomy places the organism in Eukaryota, Metazoa, Chordata, Chondrichthyes, Rhinopristiformes, Pristidae. The transcript has 31 exons. Bases 79 to 2820 code for a protein of 913 amino acids. Gene Ontology annotation, molecular function: protein binding. The record is from RefSeq and is a predicted model, not a curated record.